Messenger RNA from Photinus pyralis (common eastern firefly), 2211 nucleotides. RefSeq names its product nose resistant to fluoxetine protein 6-like. The transcript has 12 exons. NCBI's taxonomy places the organism in Eukaryota, Metazoa, Arthropoda, Insecta, Coleoptera, Lampyridae. The record is from RefSeq and is a predicted model, not a curated record. Gene Ontology annotation, molecular function: acyltransferase activity, transferring groups other than amino-acyl groups. The coding region runs from base 148 to 2067 and encodes 639 amino acids.
ACGUUGCUAUUUUAAUAUUUGGCGUGAUAAAGGUGAAAAUACGCGUUCCCGGUUCAAUAGGCUUGGUAUUAUCAGAGAAUGCGCUUCUUAUCUCAAGGUAAUUGAAUCUAACAGUGCUACAAAAGUAAGAAGAAUAACCAAUCGGCGAUGAAAGUGUUUUGUUUAAUUUUACUCGUAACUACUAAUGCAAUUAACGCGAACUACUUAGGGGGAAGGUUUGAAGCGCUAUCCUCCCCGAAAGUGUAUGCAAAAGUCCUUCAACAGUACCUAUCCAAAGAAAAUCCGUUAACAUCGAAGUGUAAGGAGGAUCUGCUGGAUUUGGUGAAGGGCCUUCAGGGAGACCAGAAAUGGGCAAUACAUAUGUACGAUGCUGGCGCAAAGCUUCAAUCUGGUAUUUUGGAUGGAAAUUUUUUCGCAUUGGGCUCAUUCGAUCAAUGCAUAAACGUUCGUAAGGAGAAUAGCAGCUUGGAAGGAAAAUAUUGUCCGGGAUUAUUUACCACUCCUAUUGACUAUAUAAGACAAGUAGCGGAUCUACCACCAGACAUCAAGGUACCAGAGGAUAUUGGUUUAUCAGUUUGCCUUCCCAAUUCGUGUACCGCUAGUGACAUUGAAAGCACAGAAAGUGGACUUGGAUUUAACUUAAAAAUCGACGAAGAAUUGUGCCAGACGAAAGCAACCCAAGCCAAAGUGACUACAGGAGGCUACAUAACAUUGGGUUUCUUUGGCAUAAUACUAAUACUGAUGGUUGCCUCAACCGUAUACGAUCUUAUCUGCAAGGAAACUGCACACUGGGCGUUAAAAUCGUUUUCCGUGCGAUCAAAUGGAAAGAUAAUUUUUUCGACUGCCGCACCCAAUCGUAACCAGAUCACGUGUUUCCAUGGUCUGCGACUAUUUGCCAUGAUCGAGGCGAUGACAAACCACGUGUACUUUUUUCGGUUUCAGUAUCCCUCCAUGAACAUGUUUUACUAUUACUAUUGGAAACGCGAAGCCGUAAAUGUGGCCUUAGCCAUACCGAAUUGGUCCGUUGAUCUUUUUCUGUUUAUAGGCGGCUGUUUGGUGUCGUACAUAUUUUUGCUGAAAUCCGCCAAAGGCGUUAAGUUUAAUAUUAUUUUUCAUUACAUCGGACGAUACUUCAGACUUACUCCUCCAAUGAUACCUGUACUAUUGUUUACUCUAACAUGGUUUAAGUAUGUUGGUUCCGGCCCACUAUGGAAUAACAUGGAUACCUUGGUUGGACAGUGCCAAACGCAGUGGUGGUCUUAUUUACUCCACAUUCAAAAUUUCAUGCCUUCUGUGUGUAUUGUCCCAACUUGGUACAUCAGCAUUGACUUCCAAUUCUAUUUGCUCUCGCCAAUUUUACUAAUACCUUUAGGACGUUGGCCAAAGUUUACUUUGACGGUGGCAGCGUGUUUGGCCACUUUAUCUGUGUUAAGUACGUUUUUGAUUGCUUGGCUGAUGAAAUUACCCGGCGCAUACUUAACUCCAGAUAAAAAUUUUCUGUACUAUUAUUACUAUUUCCUGCCUUCGAAGGCGUUGCCGUGGUUAGUUGGGUUUAUAUUUGGAUAUAUCAUUUUUGCAAAAAUAAGGGAACAGAACGAGGUACGGACAUGUAAGGGGUUCUCAAGAUUCGUAUUGGGUGCUGCUAUAGUAGUAAUUUUGAUAUGCCGAUUUGUAGUGUAUCUUAUAACGGUUACACCUUACAAUCAGAUAUCGAAUUCAUUUUGUUUGGCUGUAACACAGCUAGGAAUUAUACCAAUAGGAUACAUUGUAUACUGCUGCCAUCUUGGGUAUGGAGGUGUCAUCAACCGCUUCCUAUCAAACCCACUAUUUGAAGUAGUGGCCAAGUUAUCGUACAACAUGUACCUGGUACACCACUUGGUAGUAGAGUACAACAUAGCCUCUAUACGUGUUUCUCCGUUUUUGAGUAACUACACUUUCUUGUUUCACGAUCUGCCUGGUGUCGUGUUCCUGUCAUUUUUGUUGGCAAUUGUACUCUCUUUGGGCGUUGAAUUACCAGUCGAGCAUUUCGUGGGCGCUCUAUUGAAUCGCAGGAAGAAAAAUGCUUAAUUGUUGAUAAAAAAAAAGUAUUUUAACACAUUGACUCUUAUUAAAUUAGGUUAAAUUAAAUAAUAAUAUAAGAAUAAGUUGGGAUUAAAAUGAAUGUAUUGGGUUGUUUUUAGGUCUCAUUUAUAAUAGACUCUGACAUUGGCA